AUGAAUGCAUGGAUGAUUACACUGGAAGUUUUGCGCUGCAUAAUUUUCGUUGCGUGGCUCUCGGAUUUUGGUGGUUGCUGUAGUCAAGAUGCUGGACGAUUAUUCGAAGAUCUGCUGGCUGAUUACAACAAACUUGUGAGACCAGUAAAAAAUGAUACGGAUACGCUAAUUGUUCGAUUUAAAUUGAAGCUUUCGCAACUGCUUGAUGUGCACGAGAAGAAUCAAAUAAUGACAACAAAUGUAUGGCUUCAACAUAAACUAAAAAAUAAUUUUCAUCUAAGUGUUGAAAUGAGUGGUAACUGUAAUAAUACCCAAAUAAUGCAAGUCAACAUUUUUUCGAGCUGGAUCGAUUUUAAACUAAAGUGGGAUCCCGCAGAAUAUGGCGGAGUCAAUGUACUGUAUGUGCCUUCAGAUAUGAUCUGGCUUCCGGAUAUCAUCAGUUAUUUAAUGCUUACCUUAUCAAAACAGUCAUUACCUUUGAUGAGAAAAAACAACGAUUCUAGCGCAGAUGGUAAUUAUCAAGUGUCGAUAAUGACAAAGGCAAAAUUAUUGUCUAAUGGGACAGUUGAAUGGUCACCACCUGCAAUUUACAAAAGCAUGUGCCAAAUAGAUGUUGAAUGGUUCCCAUUUGAUGUGCAGACGUGUGAAAUGAAAUUCGGUAUGAACCAAUUUCUUGUAUUUUCAAAGUAUUCACUUCUUUAAGA
Messenger RNA from Thelazia callipaeda (thelaziosis nematode), 704 nucleotides. Lineage: Eukaryota; Metazoa; Nematoda; Chromadorea; Rhabditida; Thelaziidae. The record is from the annotation of a GenBank genome assembly.